Adineta steineri is the source of this 321-nucleotide messenger RNA. The record is from the annotation of a GenBank genome assembly. NCBI's taxonomy places the organism in Eukaryota, Metazoa, Rotifera, Eurotatoria, Adinetida, Adinetidae.
AUGAAAUGGGAAAAAGAUGCAAAAGAAGGAGUUAUUGUUGCUGGUGGAAAUGAUGAAGGAGAUAGUCUCAGACAAUUGUAUAAUCCUCAAGGACUGAUUGUUGAUCAUUUGGGUCAUAUCUAUGUGGCAGAUUGUAGGAAUGACCGAGUAAUACGUUGGUGUGAAGGAAAAGAAGAAAGCGAAAUUAUUGUUGGUGGAUAUGGGGAAGGAAAUCAUUCAAAUCAGUUGAAUAGUCCCAUGGGUUUAUCAUUCGAUAGCGAAGAAAAUCUUUAUGUUGUCGAUUGGGGAAAUCAUCGAGUCCAAAAAUUUGAAAAAAAUUAA